GCGGAGCAGCCCGCCGAGUGGGUGGUGCGGCAGGGGUGGUAUAUCCUGUCUGGCCGAGGGCGGGCCGCCAGUGCCUGGAGAGGGCAGAGCGGGCGGAGGCGCGGGAGCAGCUGCAGGGAGUCCUCACGCGGAUCGGAGCCACACUCUAUGGCCACAGGGAGCCGCUGAGCGCGAGAAGACCACGCCGCCGCCGCCGCCGCCGCCGCCGCUCCGCACCGCCCGCGCCUCUCCGCUGCAGCCACCAUGAACCACUCGCCGCUCAAGACCGCCCUGGCGUACGAAUGCUUCCAGGACCAGGACAACUCCACCCUGGCCUUGCCGUCCGACCAAAAGAUGAAGACAGGCACGUCGGGCAGGCAGCGCGUGCAGGAGCAGGUGAUGAUGACCGUCAAGCGGCAGAAGUCCAAGUCUUCCCAGUCGUCCACGCUGAGCCACUCCAACCGAGGUUCCAUGUAUGAUGGCUUAACAGACAAUUACAACAACUAUGGGACCACCAGCCGGAGCAGCUACUACUCCAAGUUCCAGGCAGGGAAUGGCUCAUGGGGAUAUCCGAUCUACAAUGGGACCCUCAAGCGGGAGCCAGACAACAGGCGCUUCAGCUCCUACAGCCAGAUGGAGAACUGGAGCCGGCACUAUCCGCGGGGCAGCUGUGCCACCCCCGGCGCAGGCAGUGACAUCUGCUUCAUGCAGAAAAUCAAGGCAAGCCGCAGCGAGCCCGACCUCUACUGUGACCCGAAGGGCACCCUGCGCAAGGGCACACUGACCAAGGGCAACAAGACCACCCAGAACCGCUAUAGCUUCUACAGCACCUGCAGCGGCCAGAAAGCCGUCAAGAAGUGCCCUGUGCGCCCACCCUCCUGUGUCUCCAAGCAGGACCAGGUGUAUGUGCCACCUAUCUCCUGCAACAAGGACUUGUCCUUUGGCCACUCAAGGGCCAGCUCCAAGAUCUGCAGUGAGGACAUCGAGUGCAGUGGACUGACUAUCCCCAAGGCCGUGCAGUACCUGAGCUCCCAGGAUGAGAAGUACCAAGCUAUCGGGGCCUAUUACAUCCAGCACACCUGCUUCCAGGACGAAUCUGCCAAGCAACAGGUCUACCAGUUGGGAGGCAUCUGCAAGCUGGUGGACCUCCUCCGCAGCCCCAACCAGAACGUCCAGCAGGCUGCCGCAGGGGCCCUGCGCAACCUGGUGUUCCGGAGCAGUGCCAACAAGCUGGAGACCCGAAGGCAGAAUGGGAUCCGUGAGGCCGUCAACCUCCUGCGGAGAACCGGGAGCACUGAGAUCCAGAAACAACUGACUGGGCUGCUCUGGAACCUGUCUUCCACUGAUGAGCUCAAGGAAGAGCUGGUGGCCGAUGCCCUGCCUGUUCUGGCCGACCGGGUCAUCAUUCCCUUCUCGGGCUGGUGUGAUGGCAACAGCAAUAUGUCCAGGGACACAGUGGACCCUGAGGUCUUCUUCAAUGCCACAGGCUGCUUGAGGAACCUGAGUUCUGCUGAUGCCGGCCGCCAGACCAUGCGGAACUACACAGGGCUCAUCGACUCCCUCAUGGCCUAUGUCCAGAACUGCGUGGCGGCCAGCCGCUGCGAUGACAAGUCUGUGGAGAACUGCAUGUGCAUCCUGCACAACCUCUCCUAUCGCCUGGACGCUGAGGUGCCCACUCGCUACCGCCAGCUGGAGUACAACGCCCGCAAUGCCUACAUGGAGAAGUCCUCCACCGGUUGCUUCAGCAACAAGAGUGACAAGAUGAUGAACAACAACUAUGAGUGUCCCCUUCCGGAGGAAGAGCCCAACCCCAGGGGCAGCAGCUGGCUGUACCACUCAGAUGCCAUCCGCACCUACCUGAAUCUCAUGGGCAAGAGCAAGAAGGAUGCCACCCUGGAGGCCUGUGCGGGUGCCCUGCAGAACCUGACAGCUAGCAAGGGGCUGAUGUCCAGUGGCAUGAGCCAGCUGAUUGGGCUGAAGGAAAAGGGCUUGCCACAGAUUGCCCGCCUCCUGCAAUCUGGCAACUCAGAUGUGGUGCGGUCCGGGGCCUCCCUCCUGAGCAACAUGUCCCGCCAUCCUGUGCUGCACAGAGUAAUGGGGAAUCAAGUAUUCCCAGAGGUGACCAGGCUCCUCACCAGCCACACUGGCAACACAAGCAACUCCGAAGAUAUCUUGUCCUCGGCCUGCUACACUGUGAGGAACCUGAUGACCUCGCAGCCGCAGAUGGCCAAGCAGUACUUCUCCAGCAGCAUGCUCAACAAUGUCAUCAACCUGUGCCGUGGCAGCGCCUCACCCAAAGCUGCAGAGGCUGCCCGGCUCCUCCUGUCUGACAUGUGGUCCAACAAGGAGCUGCAGGGUGUCCUCAGACAGCAAGGUUUCGAUAGGAACAUGCUGGGCUCUCUAGCUGGGGCCAACAGCCUCAGAAACUUUACCUCCAGAUUCUAAGAAGAGACUGUUCAAGCAAGCUCGGCUUGCAGAAGGCUAUGACCCAGUUGAGAAGACCUCAGGCCUCGCUGUAUGGCUUUUUCUGUCCAUCUUGUGCAGUAUUUGGAAAAGUGCAGAUGCAUCUGAGAGAAAACCUAGAAACUGUGGAGGCUGGAAAUAUUUUUAGAUUCUUUUUUUUCCUUGGGGGAAUUGGUAGGCAAUGGGGGUUGGGGAGGUUGGGGGGGGCUUUCUUGAGUUAAAGGGGCUUACAUCUGAUGUCAAUACUUCCUACUCUGAGAAAUGAGAUAUAUAUAUAUGUGUGUGUGUAUAAUGUGAGUGUGUGGUCAUGUGCAUAUGCAUGCAUGUGUGUGCUUGAGUGCCUGACAGCAUUACCAUGAGCUGCAAAAAGCUAGGUAGGUGUGCUGUUUCAUUGCAGGUCAUAAGGUAGUGUAGAGGACUCUGUGUGUCUCUUCCCUUAUAGGCAAGGGGGACAUGUGCUUUUUGGUUAGCUGCCCGUAGAUCUUGGAGUGGGUUGUGCCAGGGUGGGGGCUCACCAGUGUCAGUACACAGAAGAGCCCUGCGGCCUUCCUGCCACCAUCUCCCAGUGGUGCAGCUGUGGCUGACCUCCCCUUUAAGAGGCUGCUGCAGGCCAAGAGGUUGGCUGGAUUACUGAGGUUCCGUGUACCUCAUGGGAAAAUCUCAUGUGUCUGACAGUGCUGCCCUUCCCAGAGGCCUGGGCACCAGUUGGUCACAGUGUGGGGCACUGGAGGCAGCAGGACACUCUCACUUGCUUAGCUGUGCAAGGACACUGGGGAGCAGACGCCAGAGAGAUGGGGUUAGUGGUCCUCCAGGGCUACACACCCAAGAGCAGCUUCAGCCUGCAAGUUCUGCUUUCAGGAAGCUUGUGAUCUUGUUGCAGGAGAAAAAAGACAAAAAUGGUGCUUGGAGCCAAAGGCUGUUGAGGAAGUUACUGUCUGAUCUCAUCUUUUCUGUGGAGAGGGGAAUAGGCAGGGACUGGGGCCGGGCAUCUUCUUACCUCAGCUUCCAAAGGAAUGGGAAAGGCAAGUUGGGAAUUACCAGGAAGAUACUUCCCACCAAACCUGCGAAGAGUCAAGUGAGGGAGAGUCUAGUGUCCCAGAGGACUGGAGGAAAAGAAUUCAGAUAGGUCAGGAAGGGGAAAUGUCCCCACCAGCGCACCAACAAGCUUCCAUUGCAGCCACGGGCCAUUCCCACCCUUUUUCCCUGAACCCCAGGCACCCUGUCUCCAUUCUGUCUUUUGUGAAACCCACAGCAGAUGUCAUAAGACCCACACACACACCAGAAACCCCUAAAGCCACAGAUUGUGCUUUUCAGAUGGUCAACAGCAGAAGGCCUCCAGAGGACCUCAUGACGAGGGAGGGUGUUACAGACCCAUGGAGCCAAUGCGUGUCUGGCAGCAGCCCUUAGCAUAGCCUUGCAAGAUGAGCAGAGCUGAGCACUCCCCAUGCUUCCUUAUUUCAGCCUGUGCCUCCUGCGCUGGCAUGGUUGGUGCUCAGGUGUUAUCUGCAAGGACUGUGCCUUCCUGUACAGGGACACAGAAUUCUCAUCCUUCCAAAUCUUCUCCCUGUCUACACUACCCGUAGUCUAACCCCACUUCUCACCUCAGCCAUCAGAUCUUAGACACUUCUUUCUGGAAUCGGGAUGGCCUUUUAAGAGACUCAGUUGCUGAAGAUGGGAGAAGCCAUACCUGCAAGAACUUUGUCCUGUGAGAGGUGUCCCACGACAUCUAACCAGGGAUGCUUUGGCUCCGUGGGUCUGUAACACCCUCCCUUGUUUGACUCAUGCUGGAAGGCCUGCUCCUGGCUCUCCUUCCCAGGGACCCCCUGGGAGCCUGUUCCACCAGCCCAUCCCAAAAGUAGGUUUCAAGAAAUCUCUCUGCCAUUCCUCAGGACCCAGAAUGAUCUGUUUCUUAAAAACAUUUAUGGAGCAGCCCCUCUGUGCCAGGCAGAGGGUUGUAAGCACCUGGAAUAUAUUGGAGAACAAAACAGUCCUUGCCCCUGUCCUCACAUGGCUUAUGCUGUCCAGCAGGUAAGGGGAGGAAUGACACAGAGUCCUUGGCUUUAGGAUCCUCCAGUCAGAGAGAACUGCAGUCCAGCCAGGGAAAGAGGGUAAUAAAUUGCUACACAUGAAUCUCUUAGAAGCCCAGGGAGGUGCCCUACCCUGCAGCAUGGUCCCGACUUCCUGCCACCACUUGGUUUAGUUUCCUUUGCCCCAGAAUGAAGAGUCAGGUGGGCCACUCCCUCUACUUUGGGAAUGAGGCAGCCAGUCCAAGCUCAGGGGCCUGACAUGGACAGUUAGGCCAGUCCUGACUGUGGCAACCUCUCUCAUGCCCUUUCAAGCUGGCCAGGGGGACUGGUCAUCCGGGCCUCUGAUCAUGCCUAUCAGUUGGGAAGAACAAGAAGGAGAAGGGGAUGCACCUUUCAGAGAAAGGACCUCGCUAGGCUUUGUGUAUCUGAUGCACAUCUUAGUAUCUUAAAUCCACAUUGCCUCAUACUAUGAGGGUCAACACCCAAAACAAGAAAUUGCCAUUUGGGGGCAAAUGAGGAAGGACACCGGUCCCAUGCCCACCUUGAGUCUGGGGCCUCCUGUGAUUAAGACUUACCCAGUCACUGACUACCAGUGGCUUCUGCAGUAGCGCCCCAUCCCCAAGUUCUCUGGGGACCCCAAAGGCAGAUGUUCUUUGCUGGCUGGGAGAUGGAUGAUGGGGCUGUGGGAUAGGGAGGGAGAAAGCCCGGGAUGCUGUGGGAUAUCUGAGAGGUUCCCUCUAGCCCAUCAUUUCCCUUGAUUCAUGUUUUUAUAGGAUCUUGUGUAGGCCAAGCUCAGUUUCCCUGUAUGAUACACCACAUAUGUGCGUGUGUGUGUGUGUGUGUGUGUGUGUGUGUGCAUGUGUAUGUGUGUGUGUGUGUGUGUGAAGAGUGUGUGUUUGAAAUUUGGAAAUCAAUAAAUUGCUAGUGUUUCUUUGAA
This is a messenger RNA of Chinchilla lanigera (long-tailed chinchilla), 5406 nucleotides long. RefSeq names its product plakophilin 1 (gene Pkp1). Gene Ontology annotation, molecular function: cadherin binding. Gene Ontology annotation, cellular component: cytoplasm; plasma membrane; adherens junction. Gene Ontology annotation, biological process: cell-cell junction assembly; intermediate filament bundle assembly; cell-cell adhesion. The record is from RefSeq and is a predicted model, not a curated record. Lineage: Eukaryota; Metazoa; Chordata; Mammalia; Rodentia; Chinchillidae. The transcript has 14 exons. Bases 244 to 2424 code for a protein of 726 amino acids.